CAUAUGAAUGCUUAUGAAUACCUUCGCCAUCUAGCUGUUCAUAAAUAUUUUACCAAUUUUUUUGACUAUGAAAAGCCACAAUCUCGUAUAGAAUUAAGUCUUGAAAUAUCACAACAGGUCUUCCAAUGUGGUCCAUGGAUGGCGUGUCGUAUUCCACUUAUUGAUGACGAAGACAUACAAAGCUCUUGCUUACAUUUUAUCCGUACUAUUGGUGAAAGGAUAACUGCUGAAAAAUUUCAAAUUUAUGUUAAGAACAAUAUUUUACCUCAUAUUACUAGCUUUCACACAUCAAUUUCAUUAGAAACAGCUCGAACUUGGCUUCAUCAUCUUGGCCUUGUAUAUCAAUCACAUCAACAAGGA
Molecule: messenger RNA, 360 nt
Organism: Racocetra persica
Lineage: Eukaryota; Fungi; Glomeromycota; Glomeromycetes; Diversisporales; Gigasporaceae
Source: the annotation of a GenBank genome assembly